CUUCAAACUCGAGAUUGUGGCUUGUGUGUUGACUGUGUUGUGUUAGCGUCCUCGGAUAAUUUUCUUAAUUUUGGGAAUUAAAUACACCAUUUUUGUGACUGGAGUUGUAUAAAUCACCGCAAAAAUGGCUAUUAGAACCUACGGCGAUAAGCCGAUAAGUUUUCAGAUUGAAGAGGGUGGAGAAUUCUAUUGCGUUGGGUCUGAGGUGGGUAACUACCUGAGGCUCUUCCGAGGGUCUUUGUACAAGAAGUACCCGGGCAUGGUGAGGAGGACCCUGACCAAUGAGGAGAGGAAACGCCUCGUCGACAACGGCCUCGGCCAGCACGUCUUGUCUAGCUCAGUGUCUCUGCUGAAAGCUUCGGAAGUCGAGGAUAUUAUAGAAGGGAAUGAUGAUAAAUACAAAGCGGUAUCGGUCAGCCAGGAGCUGGCGACCCCGCGCGAGAGCAAGAGCAAGAAGACGCAGAACCCGUCGUGGAUGCCCGUGAUGCCCAACUCCACGCACCUGGACGCCGUGCCGCAGGCCACGCCCAUCAGCCGCUCUAGAGUGCAUAACAAGAAGGUGCGUACGUUCCCCCUCUGCUUCGAUGACACGGACAUGGCGGCCAUGCUGGAGAACGCGUCGCAGAAGCAAGUGCUGGUGCCCGUCAGACUCGACAUGGAGAUCGAGGGGCAGAAGCUCAGGGACACCUUCACCUGGAACAAGAAUGAAUCAAUAAUAACCCCGGAGCAGUUCGCCGAGGUGCUCUGUGACGACCUGGAACUGAACCCGGCCACGUUCAUCCCGGCCAUCGCCAGCUCCAUCCGCCAGCAGACCUCGCUGUUCCCCAGCGAGCCGCCGCCCAUACUGCAGGAGCACAGCGACCAGCGCGUGCUGAUCAAGCUGAACGUGCACGUCGGCAACACGUCGCUCGUGGACCAGGUGGAAUGGGACAUGUCCGAGAAAGAGAACAACCCGGAACAGUUCGCCAUGAAGCUCUGCGCGGAGUUGGGCCUCGGCGGGGAGUUCGUGACGGGCGUGGCGUACAGCGUGCGCGGGCAGCUGGGCUGGCACCAGCGGACUUACGCCUUCAGUGAGGCGCCGCUGCCGGUGGUUGAGACGCCAUACCGCCAGCCCUCAGAAGCAGAACAAUGGGCCCCGUUCCUCGAGACCCUCACUGAUGCAGAGAUGGAGAAGAAGAUCAGGGACCAGGACCGCAACACGCGCCGCAUGCGCCGGCUCGCUAACACCACGCCCGAUGUGAAUUUGGGCCGCGCCGUCAACAGAAUGAUUCGUGGGGACGAGUCCUUCCAGAGCACUCCGGAGCAGAAGAGGAGGAAAAAGAUAUAAACAGACAAUUACUGGCAACACCGCGCCCGGCCGCUAGCAUUUAUUGCGUCUGGCAACCCCCGGAAAAAUGUAGAAAGGGCGGGAGGUUAGGUUAGGUUAGUUUGUAAGAUGAGAUUUUUGUAAUAGUGUUAUUCUAAAUGACGACCUGGGUCUGUAAUGUAUUGCAUUUUGAAAAAUGUAGAGAUAUUCACACAUUCCUUUGAAAGAUCUGGCUUUGUUUAAAAAGUAAGAAUAUGUCUUCAGGUUCAACAUUCAGUCCAAGUGUAUCACAUAGAAGAGUGAAAUUAAUUAACAUACUUCAUAAUGAGCUAGAAUUUUAAAAAAAUAUACUUAAUUAAUAAUUGUACUUUCUAUAAGUAUUCCAUCAAUAAAUGAUUGAAAAAUA
Molecule: messenger RNA, 1712 nt
Organism: Plutella xylostella (diamondback moth)
Lineage: Eukaryota; Metazoa; Arthropoda; Insecta; Lepidoptera; Plutellidae
Gene: Snr1
Product: SWI/SNF related, matrix associated, actin dependent regulator of chromatin, subfamily b, member 1
Biological process (GO): chromatin remodeling
Cellular component (GO): nuclear chromosome
Source: RefSeq, a predicted model, not a curated record